Molecule: messenger RNA, 6614 nt
Organism: Oreochromis niloticus (Nile tilapia)
Lineage: Eukaryota; Metazoa; Chordata; Actinopteri; Cichliformes; Cichlidae
Gene: rfx4
Product: regulatory factor X, 4
Exons: 18
Coding region: 3339-5546 (735 amino acids)
Biological process (GO): regulation of transcription by RNA polymerase II
Molecular function (GO): DNA-binding transcription factor activity, RNA polymerase II-specific; RNA polymerase II cis-regulatory region sequence-specific DNA binding
Source: RefSeq, a predicted model, not a curated record
UGAAAAAUAUUUGACCCGACAUGUGAAAAAGCAGCACUUCUCUAAUGCUGAAUUACUGUGACUGCAACUUUACACCUGCACCGUGAACACAUCGUUGGGAUGAGAAGAUAAAAGGGGACGUGUUGAAGGUGUAAGGGGGGCAUGGGAUGUCAUUUUUUAUUACCUGAAUUCACCAGUUCUGCUGUAUUAUGCUUUAACCUGCCUUAACUUUAAAAAUUAAUUAACCAGGAAUUAACUAAAACUAGAUGUGAAAACAUUUUAGUUACCUAAAAUAAAAAACUUAGUUGUUUUUCAAAAUGUAAAUGAAACAAUUUUGUGAACUUCGGAAAUUAACUUAAAAAAACCCAAAACAACAAAUUUAGAUGAGAUUUUUGUAUUUGUUAAUUUUCUGAGAUUUAUUCUCCCAGCUUGUCUGAUGAGGCUUUGGUGGAUGUAUUUGUUGAGGCUUCAGAUGUCUACAACACUGUGAGACUGCUUUCAUAAAGUUCUGUGUUUUUAUCGUAAUACUUUUUUCCCUAAAUCUUACCUCUGGUAUAUGUCAUAAAUAUGAUACUUAAGACAAAAACUACCCUGAAAAUGAUUUUUAAAAACUGCUUAUUUUUAGUUAGUUUAGUAAACAAUAAAAUCUGAACUGAAAUGAGCAAACCCACUCAGAAAACUAAAUCAAACUAAACUGGAUUAAAAAUGAAAAACACAAUUAAAAACUCCAUAUAAAAUUCAAAAUAAUAAUAAUAAUGUUAUUAUAAAGUUGCUCUGUGGGAAUCGUACUGAGUCUGAGAAUUACCUGCCCAGGUGGCAGCCACGCAAACUCAAAACACAUUAAAAAUACAACGUAAUAUACAACGUCAGUAACAUGUUAUACUAUACACAAACACCCUUAUGAUGCCCAGUGUUGCUUUAAAGAUAAAGAAAGGGCUGUUUUCUGCAAGUGGUGACCACCGUCCUGUCAAAUCAUAAAGAAUCUGCAAUAAAACAGAGAGGAUGCCUGAUAUAAAAGUGAAUGCACUGCAUCACUGUAAAUAAUGUUUUUGUUAUGAAUUUAACCCAAGAAGUGAUGGAAACAAAAUAGUGUGCAUUUAACACUUUGUGCAUUCUGAUCUCAUCUCAUAAAGUUUUUUGUUUUGUUUUUUUUUCUCACAAAAUAUAAAAUGAAAUCCACGGCUCGUGACGAGUCACUGCAUUAACUCUUUACUCCUUGAAAGCCUGCUAGGAGUCAAACCACCUGUUUACAGAUUUAUACUGAGGUGUGAAAAUGGGACGUUGUCAAAAGUCUUUUUUAUUAGGGAAGGAGUUAAAGUACAAUUUUAAGACAUGUAUUAACCUUUUAGAAUUUACAGGUGUGACUAAUGAUUACUCACAAGCCAUCAGCUGAUGUUUGUGUUAGUUAAACAUAUAAAUGAGAAUCAGAGCACAGUUUUAUAGUUAUCAAUGCAGAAAUCCUGAUGAUUUAAAGCCUUUUCAGUGCAUCUUUAUGCAGCUGAUACACACACAGAAAAUAAGCAUUAAAAUGUUCUAGAAUUCAUCUCAUGGAACAAUAAGUAUCUUUUUAUUAUUAUAUAUAAUCAGUAGUGUACAUUUAAUUUUUUUUAAUAUUUUUAACUGAUUUUUGGAAGAUUGUAAUUUUGUUUGAUCAGAACCAAAAACACGAGUGACUGAAGUCUCUCUGUAGAGAGAGGAGGAUGUCUCCUGUUUGAAUUCAAUGCGACGAGUAGACAGCUGGAUGCUCGAUGCAGCAGCUUUGUUGACGUUACCAGGGAGAGAGCAGCUUUAAGUUAUAUGAUUUCCUCUUGAAAGUGAAGCCCUAAUGCCACCAACUUGUCGUAUGUGGCGUAACCACAUACCCCCUACUCCCACGUACACACACAACUCUAUUGGGGCCUUUUCACUGAACAAAGCAGAGCACAUCCGUUUGUGCGGGCAGAGUGUGUAAGAAUGGGAUGGGUGGAAAAGGGCUCUUUUUAGUGGCUGCACCUGUCCUAUUUUACGAGGCACUAAUAAGCAGAUAACAGUCACUAGGCUGGGAAAAAAAUGAGUGAGAACGAUUGAAAUUAGGCUGAAAUUAAUCAGGUCCUCCUCUAAAGUCCUGACUUUGCGUGGCCAGCAUCUAGAGCUUUGAGAGUUAUGUCAAAAAUGAAGAUUUCCCUGACCUUUCACCCAAUCCAGCAGCCCUUUCCUUCCUGUUUGAGCCCGAUUUGAUGCUCACCCCUGUCCUAACUAAGCAUGGCCCUGUGUCCGUCACCCUGUCCUGUGCGUCGGUGAGUGUCAGCAGUGGUGUCCACGCCUGCGCACUGCGAGUGAAAGUCCUUCUUUGCGCUCCAUGGUGUGGUGAGUAAUUCAGCCAUAAUCCGCCUUUCUCCUCUCCCCUCUUCUUUCCCCUCUCCUCUCCCCCUCUCCUGCGGUUCCAUUCAUAUUCUAAUCACAGCUUUCCCUUCUCCAGCUCUCAGGCACUCCAUCAGAGCCCUCCCAGCCUCGGGUUUUGCACUUUUACUUCCCCCCCUUUGUGACCGUUCCCUCUUCUCAGAGGCAUACCAAAAAUAAGGUUGCAAAAAAAAAAAAAAGAGGUGAGAACUCCACCAAAACAUUCACACUGGUGCAGUUUCAUCAUGUAUGCAUGUGUGUCGCGCCACGGCUCUGGAAAAGUUACCACAAUAGUGCUUUGGGGGGUUUGAAUGAGGAGUGAGGAGAAGCACAAAUGCAGGCAACAAGUGUGUGAGGGAUGUGAAGUGGGAGUUAAAACCAGAAGGAAAGGCAGGAGUGGUGGUUGUGUAGAGAUGUAUGUUUAUUCGGAGCUAGGGGCUGUAUAAAAACGUAUUAAAUGCCAUAAUGGAAGACGGGGAGGCCACAGUGUUAGGACUGCGUAGAUCUAAGCCUCUUUUUUUUUUUUUUUUUUCGUUGGGAGGGAGCUUUUCUUAUUCAAAACAGCCCCACAAAAGACUUCCAGUGAGCCUUGCCACAUCCCCAUCUGACUUGGGGCCAUUCAUCAGCCUUCCAAGCCUAUCAAUGACAUGUCCCCAUCAGGGCUCCUAUAAAAUCAGCCCCUUUCCCAUGAAACAUCAGCAAACAUUUUGACGGGUCUGGCUUUCCCCCCGCUGGAUUUCUGGAGUCUCUACCCCCCGCCCCACACCCUCACCCCCUUCCUUUCCACCCUUAUUCCCACCUCCCCUCCUCUCCUCCGCCAACACCACCCCUCUCUUGGGCGAACCUCAGAUCCUCAACAUCUCCUGUGACGGGCAGUGGUCACGAAAACACAGAGCUAGACGAGGGGAGAGCCGCUGAGGAGGGGGAAACGUGCACUAAGCCAUUUUCUUGGAGGAGUCAGUGUCGUUGAUGGGAAGAGGAUGCAUUGCGGGCUGCUGGAGGAGCCUGACAUGGAUUCCACAGAGAGCUGGAUUGAAAGAUGCCUUAAUGAGAGUGAGAGUAAGCGAUACUCCAGCCACACGUCUCUGGGGAACAUGUCCAAUGAUGAACAUGAAGAAAAAGAAAAUAACAGAGCCUCGAAACCACAUUCGACACCGGCUACGCUGGAAUGGCUAGAAGAAAACUACGAGAUAGCCGAAGGUGUGUGCAUCCCCCGAAGUGCCCUCUAUAUGCAUUACCUAGACUUCAGCGAAAAGCACGACACGCAGCCUGUGAACGCGGCCAGCUUUGGAAAGAUCAUAAGGCAGCAGUUUCCAGCACUGACUACCAGACGACUGGGAACAAGAGGGCAGUCAAAGUAUCACUACUAUGGAAUAGCGGUGAAGGAGACCUCCCAGUAUUAUGACGUGAUGUACUCCAAAAAGGGAGCGGCGUGGGUGAACGAGACGGGGAAGAAAGAGGUCACGAAGCAGACAGUGGCGUAUUCACCGCGGUCCAAACUGGGGACGCUCCUGCCAGAGUUUCCAAAUGUCAAAGACCUAAAUUUGCCUGCCAGCCUGCCAGAAGAAAGGGUGUCAACCUUCAUCAUGAUGUACAGAACACACUGUCAGAGGAUACUGGACACCGUUAUUCGGGCCAACUUUGAUGAGGUCCAGAGCUUCCUGCUACACUUCUGGCAGGGCAUGCCGCCCCACAUGCUUCCUGUCCUCGGCUCCCCCACAGUGGUGAACAUCGUCGGUGUCUGUGACUCCAUCCUCUACAAGGCCAUCUCAGGGGUGCUGAUGCCCACCGUCCUGCAAGCACUGCCUGAUAGUUUAACUCAGGUCAUUCGAAAAUUUGCCAAACAGCUUGAUGAGUGGCUUAAAAUAGCACUUCAUGACCUUCCAGAGAACCUGAGGAAUAUCAAAUUUGAACUAUCGAGGAGAUUUUCUCAGAUCCUAAAGCGGCAAACAUCAUUAAACCAUCUAUGUCAGGCAUCGCGGACUGUGAUAAACAGCGCCGACAUCACCUUUCAAAUGCUGGAGGACUGGAGGAACGUGGACUUGAACAGCAUCACCAAGCAGACACUUUACACCAUGGAGGACUCGCAGGAGGAGCACAGGCAGCUUAUUAUCCACUUGUAUCAGGAGUUUGAUCGUCUGCUGGAGGAGCAGUCGCCGAUCGAGGCUUACAUCGAAUGGUUGGACUCGAUGGUGGAUCGCUGCGUUGUCAAGGUGGCGGGGAAGAGGCCCGGGAGCCUGAAGAAGGUGGCCCAACAGUUCCUGCUUAUGUGGUCGUGUUUUGGUACCAGAGUCAUCCGGGAUAUGACCCUGCACAGCGCACCCAGCUUUGGCUCCUUCCACCUGAUCCAUCUCAUGUUUGACGACUAUGUACUUUACCUGCUGGAGUCCCUGCACUGCCAGGAGAGGGCCAACGACCUCAUGAGGGCCAUGAAAGGCGAGGGCAGCACAGAGAGAGAGGAGGAAUUUACGCUGACAGAAACCGCCCCCGCCUCGCCGUCUCCGGGAUCCUACUCUCCCGCUCGGUCGGUCCACUCUGUGGGCGUCUCCUCGGCCAGCUCCCCCACAGCAGCCGUGUCCCCGGAGUACACCGGAGUACCUGCCACGACAGGCGCUGUUCAGUCAUAUACCUGGUCCCUUACAUACACAGUGACAACAGCAGGCGGGGCCGCUCCAGAGGCCGGGCAGCAGCUGUCCUGUAUGAGGAGCAGCGCUCCGGUACCCCCUCCAUCUUCUGCCCACAGGAUGCCAGUCUACACCCACAGGGAGGAGCACGGGUAUACUGGUAGCUACAACUAUGGCAGUUAUGCCAACCAGCAUCCUCACUCCAUCCAGAGCCAGUACCCGAGUUUGGCCCACGAGCCAACGAUCCCAGGCCCGCUGCACUACUCCGCCUACCACCGCUCGUCUGCACAGUACCAGCUCAACAGCCAGAUGUCCCGAAUGGAGCCUUGCCUGAUGGGCAGCACUCCUCGGUUGCACCCCACACCUGUCGCCCCCCGGUGGCCAGAUGUGUCACCUGGUAACAGCUGUUACACCAGCCCGCCUAUGCAUUCGUCCCGCUAUGCCACCUCUGGGGAUAUGUACUCACCCCUGGGCCCACGCAGGAACUCAGAGUACGAACACUCGCAACAUUUCCCCGGCUUUGCCUACAUCAAUGGGGAGGCCACCACCGGCUGGGCCAAAUAGCUUUAAAUCUGAGAGCUGUGAACACUUUCCAAUCAAGUGCAUGAAAAAAAGGGAACGGAGAGUAAAAUGCGCCAGCGUAAGGUAAAACGAAUCACGGCGUGGACAUUCUGACAAUUUUAAAAUACGCAUUACAUCAAUCACAUCCAAUGAUUGGCUGCAACUUGUGGGGAGGUUUAUUAAAGUUUCUUCAGCAGUCGACAGAAGAAAAGCAAAAUAGCAUUGCAGCAAAAUCAUUUUGAGAGUGCAAUGCUGCUGCCAAGCUGUGCCUUCGAUUUAAGGAAUGUACACCUCUACCAGAGUUUCCCUCGUCCGCGAGGUCGGGCGCACACGCGGUCCCACCAACCCGCCCGCCCCUCCGUCAGUGAUGUCAGCAACUGACGGCUCUGCGUGCUCUAAGCUGUACAAUCUCAGUCUCCUCUUGUUGCUCAGCAGCAUCCUGUCGGGAGCCCUCUGCAGCACAUGCUUGCACUGCGGCUCGAUGAUGAUGAUGAUGGACUGCACUGCCUUAACAUUCUCCUGGGAUACUUAACAUCACAGGUGACCGAUAUAAACCCACGAAAGACCUUGAUGGGUGUGUUAAGGUUUCUUCAUCUUGGAUACUUUUUUUUGAAAAUGAUGAACGAUGUGACUUAGAAAGAAAAAAAGUGUAUUCUGUCGCAAGCCUUUCUGCUGUUUUUCCGUGACUAUAUAUCUAUACACACACACACACACACAUAUAUAUAAAUAUAUAUAUAUAUAGUAUGUAUUUUCUGUAACUUUGUAACAUGGUGUAUCCUUUAUUUUCUAUGUUACAAUUGGUACUUUGUUCUCUGUUUUGUAUCACUAGUAAAAGACGCAUUAACCUAGGGUUGUGUGUUCUAUAUAAUGCACUCAAAGCUACUGAGGACCUAUUACCCUAUGGGUAUUUAUAAAAAGGGAAAAAUAUCAAAGUGUACAGUAACAUGAAGUCUAGUCACUUUUCUGUAAAUAAAAGCACUGGAAACCAUCCGUGGUGACUGUUAGACUAUCACAGUUAAAACUGAUGUGUAUGUGUGAAAUAUGUUGACACAUAAAUUUAAAACUGUGAGA